GCCGGAGCCGAGCCGGGGUCGCGGCAGCAGCGGGGACCCUCGGAGGCGGGGCCGGUGGGACUGCGAUGGGCGUGGAGAUCGAGACCAUCUCCCCGGGAGACGUCUCGUCUGCAAACCGAUGGCCUUCAAACUGAAGCCUCCGGCCCAGACCUCCGACCUGAGUUCCCGGUCGUCCAUUUAUCCAGCAGCUGCUCAACCUCUCCCUGCCCACCGAUACUUCAAAGUCAGCAAGUCCGAAACAGAACUCGCGCUCCUCUGUGUUCCCUGCUCCCAGCCUCCGGGACUAACACCACUCUUUUCACAGUAGGUUGUCAGUGAAUGUUUGUGGAAUGGAUGAAGGGAAGUAAAAGGAGACCUCAAAGAAAGGAAGAGAACCGGGAGAGAGUGGAAUCGAGGAACCCAAGAGAAUAAAGUUCAAAUCAAGGCCAGAGAGGAAGGACAUUCCCCAAGAAGGGCCAGACGUGUGUGGUGCACUACACAGGAAUGCUCCAAAAUGGGAAGAAGUUCGAUUCAUCCAGAGACAGAAACAAACCUUUCAAGUUCAGAAUUGGCAAACAGGAAGUCAUCAAGGGUUUUGAAGAGGGAGCAGCCCAGAUGAGCUUGGGGCAGAGGGCGAAGCUGACCUGCACCCCUGAUGUGGCGUAUGGAGCCACGGGCCACCCCGGUGUCAUCCCUCCCAAUGCCACCCUCAUCUUUGACGUGGAGCUGCUCAACUUAGAGUGAAGGCAGGAAGGAACUCAAGGUGGCUGGAGAUGGCUGCUGCUCACCCUUCUAGCCUGCUCUGCCACUGGGAUGGCUCCUCCUACCUGGGGCUCUUGAUCAGUGUGCUAAUCUCACUGCCCCGCGACACUAUCCAUUCUGCCCAAGUUGCCCUGUAUGCGUUCGUCAUUGUUCACGUGCAUCUUUGCUUGAGGAAACCUCGGUUGCAGCUCAAAACGUUUCAGGUCGUGCAUUUUGCGUGAUGCAUGUAGUAGCCAUUCCUGAUCACAAAACACAGAUUUCUUGUUCGCACAAUCUACACUGCCUUACCUUCAAUUAAGCCAGACACACAAGGUGCUCAGACAUGAAAUGUACAUGAUGUACUGAUGUACACAGAGGGACUUGAGCCAGUUACCUUUGCUGUCACUUUCUCUCUUAGAAAUUCUGUUGGCUGCUGAAUUAUAAAAAUGUCCUCUUUAAAAAUGACAUGUAAAAUAAAGGCUCUGUGCUCGACAAA
Molecule: messenger RNA, 1216 nt
Organism: Pteropus alecto (black flying fox)
Lineage: Eukaryota; Metazoa; Chordata; Mammalia; Chiroptera; Pteropodidae
Gene: FKBP1B
Product: FK506 binding protein 1B
Exons: 6
Coding region: 484-723 (79 amino acids)
Biological process (GO): regulation of cardiac muscle contraction by regulation of the release of sequestered calcium ion
Cellular component (GO): sarcoplasmic reticulum membrane
Molecular function (GO): peptidyl-prolyl cis-trans isomerase activity
Source: RefSeq, a predicted model, not a curated record